Molecule: messenger RNA, 2624 nt
Organism: Trichosurus vulpecula (common brushtail)
Lineage: Eukaryota; Metazoa; Chordata; Mammalia; Diprotodontia; Phalangeridae
Gene: TMBIM1
Product: transmembrane BAX inhibitor motif containing 1
Exons: 12
Coding region: 196-1119 (307 amino acids)
Biological process (GO): negative regulation of apoptotic signaling pathway
Cellular component (GO): endoplasmic reticulum; membrane; Golgi apparatus
Source: RefSeq, a predicted model, not a curated record
CGAGAAGGGAGCUGGGGAGCCGCGUGGGCCCUUUGGCUCCGCCCUCCUCGGGGCGGCUCCGUGGGUGGGGGCCGCGGAGACCUGGAACCCAAUCUAGCCCCAGCCAGAGCCCGAGUGCCGGGAGCCCGGGAGAGCAGCGGAGGUCGGCCGACAGCCAGGUACAGGAGGCUGAGGCCCCCUCAAUCUUGAGCGACUAUGUCAAACCCCAGCGCUCCACCUCCGUAUGAAGACAGAAACCCCCUUUAUCCUCCUCCUCCACCAGGGGGAGGUUACCCUGGGGGAGGUUACCCUGGGGGUUACCCAGCCUACCCCCAGCCAGGCUUUGGACACCCAGCUGGAUAUCCUCAGCCUAUGCCUCCCAUCCAUCCAAUGCCCAUGAACUUUGGAAGAGCUGAAGCCUAUGGGGGAGAGGAACCAGCAGUGAGCGACAACUUUGGGGCUGGAGAAUGGGAGGACAAGAAGGUUCGACACCGCUUCAUCCAGAAGGUUUAUGCCAUCAUCUCUGUCCAGUUGCUCAUCACAGUCGCCAUCAUUGCUAUUUUCACCUUUGUGGAUCCUGUUCGAGGCUUUGUGAGGAGGAAUUUGGCUGUCUACUAUGCUUCCUAUGCUGUCUUCCUGGCUACAUACCUGACCCUUGUCUGCUGUCAGGCACCCAGGCGCCGUUUCCCAUGGAACAUCAUCUUGUUGACCAUCUUUACCCUAGCAAUGAGCUUCAUGACUGGCUGCAUAGCCAGUAUGCAUAACACUAAAGCGGUCAUCCUGGCCAUGAUUAUCACUGCCAUCGUCACCAUAGCUGUCACCAUAUUCUGCUUCCAGACCAAGGUGGACUUCACAUCAUGUGCAGGGCUCUUCUGUGUGCUUGGGAUUGUGUUGACAGUGACUGGGAUUAUCACCGCUAUUGUGCUGGCUUUCAAAUAUGUAUACUGGCUCCAUAUGUUGUACGCUGCCCUCGGGGCUAUUGCUUUUACUCUGUUUUUGGCAUAUGACACACAGCUGGUCUUGGGGAACAGGAAGCAUACCAUCAGCCCAGAGGAAUAUAUCACUGGUGCCCUGCAAAUCUACACAGACAUCGUCUACAUCUUCACCUUUGUGCUGCAGCUUCUGGGGGAUCACAAUUAAGGGGGGCACCUCCCUUCUUGCCCAUGCUCCUUCUUUCCUUUAUUUCUGGGUUGGCCAGUCAUUGCCAUGGCCCUUUUCUCUCAGCAACUUCCCCAGGAAAGGUUUCACUUGUUACUUGUGAGAUCUGGUGGGAGCAGUCCUGUCUGGGGCUUGUCUGUAGGGAGGAUCAUGCUGGACUGGAGAAGCCAGUGAGCGACUUACUCUCUUCUGACUCGCCCAAGGCUGAAUUCAAGGUUUCUUCUCCUUUUUGUCAAUACUGCCCCGUCACAGGGGCGUGUGAUGAGAUCACUGUCUCAGUAACUAAAGGGAAACAAGGUGCAGGGAUGAUUUUAAGGAAAUGUGAUGUCCAUUCUCUUCAGGGGAUUCCAUUCUGAGCUGCUAUCUAUAAUGCCCUCCCUCUCUGGCGUUUUCCCCUAUGGGAUUGGAGAAUGGGGUCAGUGCCUACUUUCUCUCUCUCUUGCACUAGGCUCCCCAAAUCCUGUCUUCUUCUUAGUCUUCCCCUCACCCCCAUCACCCAAAUAGUCCUUCCCCCUAACCCUUUGUACAGACACGAUCCACUGAUGUGUAUAUAUUGUUUAGUGGGGGUUGGGCACAAUAUAUAACAGUGCCCAGCCCUGGCCCACCUACCUUAAACCCUGACCUCUACCUGAGGCCAGAGGGCUAACCUCAAGUCUCUACCCAUCUCCAUCUGGCUCCUUCCCACAACCCCAGUCCUGGAAUUGCUUCCAGAUGGGUGUUUGGUUAAUGAGAGUGGGGGGUAGUUUCUUCUCUGAUCUUCAUCUCUGGCAUCCUAGACUUGCAGCAAAGGGAUGUAUAGUAUAAUUGAGAAUGGGUUGAUAGCCUGACAGGUGCACCCCCACUUUUGAUAUCUCUCUUGGGGCUCUUGGAGAGGUGGGGCCAAUGACCCAAAUGUAGGCAGAUUGUGGAGCUGGCAGGGAUAUGGAGCUGGGGUUGAAAGAUGCUCUCCAGUUCGUUCUCUCGGCCCUGCUGCUGCUUAACCUCUUCUUUACCUAGAGCAUUCCAGGAGUUUUUUGCCUUAGGCCUCUUCUCACGGAAUUUUAAGCCUAAAAGAGACCCUUCUGCUAUUCUAAGCCCUCCAUUGCACAGAUGAAAGAACUGAGGCCCAGAGAUUAAAGGGUUUGCUCUAGAUUUCACCGAGGCGUAGAGCUACCACUAGAAUCUGGGUUUUUUCAUACUAUCCUUUAGUCCUGGGGUAGCUGUUGGGAGUGGAAGCUACAGCCCCCAUUGCUCUCCUUCCCUCAGGAUGGUUAAGGUUGAAUCCCCCAUCAGGACCUCCCUUCUCUGCUCUACCAGCAGGAAACUAUUGGCUAAUCUUUUAACACCAAGUGCCUUAUGAGGGAGGUAGGGACUUGAGGAACAGUGUUCUUGACUUAGGCCCAGCACAAGGGUCAAAAAAGGGCUUCUGUAUAUGAUCAUUCUGGAGUUUUGAGCACCACAGAGUUGUAACAGGAAGUUAACAAUAAAAUUCUAUGUUAGAAACUCAA